GUGUGUGUGUAUGUCGGACAUGUGACACGCGUUGAUAUGUCAUGCUGUAGAAAUGGCUAGUAAUGUAUUAUGGUGUUUUGCAAAGAAAUUCAACUUUCUAAAUGUUGGUGUUCCUACAGUAAGGCCUGCAUGCAGUGCCUUAUCAGCUUUUCAGACACGAGGAUAUGCAAAGAAAGUUGCUGCCAAAGGAAAGGGGAAAGGAAUGGUUAAAGAAGUACUGAAGGGCCCAGAGGUGUGCAAAGACCCAGUUAGAUUGGUCUCACAUGCUGUGGGAGUGAAUAUCUUCAAGCAGGGUGAAGAUCCUCCAUUGAAGUCGCGUGAAGAAUACCCAGAAUGGUUGUUCCAGCUCAGAUUGGGCCCCCCGCAAAAACUCCCAGACCUGGAUCCUGAGAGUCGUGAAUACUGGAAGACACUGAGGAAGGAACACAUGUUGCGCUUCAACAGAUUACACAAAGGCAAAAAACUCUAGGGGAUGUGACAGUCCUGCCUAGCUGGAAAUCAAAGAACUGUUUUUUUUUUCUCCUUUUGAUAUCAAGCAUGUUACUUAAAAUGAAUGGAUCUACCCACAUGAACAGCCUACCGUUGUUUAUUACAUUCAUAGCCACAUUCGAAGGGUGCAUCAGUAGUUUGGCAAUUUAGUUUUGCCACACUGUUAAUACUUCUUUGACAUUUUCUGGGUAUUGCACAGAUCAGUGGUACCGGUAUUGGUAUAAUUCUGCAACAAUAAUUUGACAGCAUGAGAAGCAUUUUAUCAGGCCUGUGUUUUUAUACACAGACAUAUGCUUGGAAACAAAACUAAUAUUAUUUAAUUCGACAAGGAAUUUUUUCAGAUUUAGCUUUGGAGUCCUUUUGUAUAAUACUGUACAUAUUUGUUCUGUGUUGUAACUUGCAGAAAUACAAAAGGGGAUGUAGCAUAAUGUAUGUGAUGUGUGUGUGUUACUAAUAUAUCAAUUAAUAUCAAAA
Clupea harengus (Atlantic herring) is the source of this 963-nucleotide messenger RNA. RefSeq names its product mitochondrial ribosomal protein L54 (gene mrpl54). The record is from RefSeq and is a predicted model, not a curated record. Gene Ontology annotation, molecular function: structural constituent of ribosome. NCBI's taxonomy places the organism in Eukaryota, Metazoa, Chordata, Actinopteri, Clupeiformes, Clupeidae. Gene Ontology annotation, cellular component: mitochondrial large ribosomal subunit.